Linum trigynum is the source of this 1651-nucleotide messenger RNA. The record is from the annotation of a GenBank genome assembly. NCBI's taxonomy places the organism in Eukaryota, Viridiplantae, Streptophyta, Magnoliopsida, Malpighiales, Linaceae.
AUCUAAGUACGAUAUGUUAUUUUGGUGUAAUAUUAUAUGUUAUAACUCAUAUGUUAGAUGAGAUUUGAUAUAAUUUAUCAGGAUAAGUACAAUAUAAUGACUCUUUACAUAUUUUCGGACUAAACCAAACUAAAAAGAUGACCCUUAACCCUUGACUCACUAACUCGACCGGGUGCGGAUCAAACCGCUGUUUCACAACCUUGUUGAGAGGGACUUUCAUAAAUUCCUUAAAAAACAAGACUUUCAUAAAAAAAAAAAAAGUGGUCUUUUCCCCUUUUCUUUUAGCUUUCAAUUUAGGGGAGCGAAGAGUAUCGUCGGAGUUUUGGAGGGGCUAUGUUGGCAUUAACUGCAGGGUUUAAGCAGAAGGUCGUCUUCUUCUCCUCCUCUUCCAAUUUCUUCAACGUCCCCAAAACCCUUUUUCGACCUCGACCUCUCCAGUUCCUUGUCAUGGCGACUCCGCCCAGGGUGUCUUCGCCGCCUUACUCUACUGCUGCAUCCCCUAACCACGCUCCUGUAAAGCGCGUCGGCACUCACAAUGGAAGCUUUCACUGCGACGAGGCCCUCGGCUGCUUCAUGAUUCGCCUCACCAACAAGUUCGCCAACGCUGAAAUCAUCCGCACUCGCGACCCACAGGUGUUGGAGACUCUUGAUGCUGUGCUUGAUGUUGGUGGUGUGUAUGACCCGAGUCGUGAUAGGUAUGAUCACCAUCAGAAAGGAUUUCAGGAGGUGUUUGGACAUGGCUUUUCCACCAAACUCAGUAGUGCAGGACUUGUUUACAAGCAUUUUGGAAAGGAGAUUAUAGCCAAGGAGCUACAAGUUGAUGAAGAUCACCCAGAUGUUCUAUGUUUGUUCCUCUCUGUUUACAAAAGCUUUAUGGAGGCAAUUGAUGCUGUUGACAAUGGAAUCAACCGGUAUGACACAGACAAACCUCCUAGAUAUGUGAACAAUACACACUUGUCUUCGAGAGUUGGGAGGCUGAACCUUGACUGGAUUGAUCCAGAUCAAUCCUCUGAGAAGGAGAACGAAGCUUUCCAAAGAGCAAUGGCUCUGGCUGGCAGCGAGUUCUUAGAAAGAGUUCGUUUCCAGGCAAGGUCAUGGUUACCUGCACGAUCAGUAGUUCUGGGAUGUCUUGCAGCCAGGUUUGACGUUGACCCUAGUGGAGAAAUCAUGGUUCUGAACAGAUUUUGCCCUUGGAAGCUUCACUUGUUUGAGCUUGAAGAGGAGAUGAAGAUUGAACCUUCAAUCAAAUAUGUUCUCUAUCAGGAUGAACGGAGCAAAAGCUGGCGAAUUCAAGCUGUUGCAGUGUCUCCGGACAGCUUCGAGAACCGAAAACCUCUACCGGCUCAAUGGCGGGGGCUGAGAGACGAUGAUCUUUCCAAGGAAUGCGGAAUCCCUGCUUGUGUGUUCGUCCACAUGAGCGGCUUCAUUGGAGGGAACCAAAGCUAUGAAGGAGCCCUAGCCAUGGCUAAAGCUGCCCUCAAGCUCUAACUUUGAUAUUAGCAUUCAUACAAUCCUUCCUUACAGAUAAUUGAUUCCAUAUUUUCCAUUUCGAACGUUGAUAAAUCCUGCAUUCCUUUCACUGUCAAUCUGUCAACAACACUGUAAGGAUUCCGUUUUUAUUCUGAAAGCAGAUUAAAAUUUUCGCAACAAC